CGCCUCUGCGCUUCUGCCGCGCUCUCUGCGCUCUCCGCCCUCCUCUGGCCGGCUAUGGCUCCCGGCACCGCCUGUCCCGCGCUGCCCGCGCUCCUGGCCCUGAUCGGAGCUCUGCUCCCAGGACUUGGAGGUGCCCAAACAUCAGUGCACCCCCCAGAAGCCAUCAUACCCCGAGGAGGCUCCGUGCAGGUGAACUGUAGUACUUCUUGUGACCAGCGCUCCAUCUUGGGCCUGGAGACUCAGUUGACGAAGAAGGAAGUGGCCCAUGGGGCCAACUGGAAGGUCUUUGAACUGAGUGAUGUGCAAGAAGAUAGCCAUCCCAUAUGUUUUGCAAACUGUCAGAAACAGACGAUGGCUUCAAUGUCCCUCACCGUGUACUGGUUCCCGGAGCGAGUGGAGCUGUUACCCCUACCCCGCUGGCAGCCCGUGGGCGAAAACUUCACUCUGCGCUGCCGGGUGGCCGGCGGGACGCCCCGGGACAGCCUCUUCGUGGUGCUCCUCCGCGGGGAGGAGGAGCUGAGCCGGCAGCCGGCCCCUGUGGAGCCCGCCGAGGUCGAGGUCACGGUCUCGGUGCUGGCGGGCAGAGACAACCACCUCGCCAAUUUCUCCUGUCGCACGGACCUAGACCUGAGGCCCCGAGGGCUGGGAUUGUUCCAGAACAUCUCGGCCCCCAGGCAGCUCCGAACCUUUGUCCUGCCAGAGACCCAGCCAUGCCUUGGUACCCCCAGGAUCAUAGAAGUGGGCACACAGUGGGCUGUGAACUGCACUCUGGAUGGGCUGUUCCCAGCUGCGGAGGCCAAAGUCAGCCUGACGCUGGCAGAACAGAAACUGCCCUCUACAUCCCUGUACAGCAAGGACUCCGUCUUGGCCACGGCCAAUGUCAAGGCAAACGCAGCACAGGAGGGCACCCAGGAGCUGGCGUGUGUGGUGACCCUGGGAGAACAAGACCGGAUAUGGAAGGAGGAUGUGACCCUCUACAGCUUCCCCCCGCCCAGCCUGACCCUAAGUGAGCCAGAGGUCUCAGAAGGGACUGUGGUGACUGUGGAGUGUGAGGCCCAGGCUGGAGUUGUGGUGUCGCUGAGCGGGCUGCCACCAGGGCAUCCAGCACCCAGGGCACAAUUCCAACUAAAUGCCAGCGCUGCGGACCACAGGCGCAGCUUUUCGUGCUCUGCUGCUCUGGACGUGGCUGGACACUUGCUGCACAAGAACCAGACCCAGGAGCUCCGCGUCCUGUAUGGUCCCCGACUAGACCAGAGGGAUUGCCCGGGAAACUGGACAUGGAAGGAAGGCUCCCAGCAGACCCUGCGGUGCCAAGCUUGGGGAAACCCGGCUCCUGAGCUGAAAUGUCACCGGAAGGGGGAUGAUGCUUUGCUGCCCAUCGGGGACCUGAGACCUGUCAAGCGGGAGGUUGCGGGCACUUACCUGUGUCAGGCCCAGAGCCCCCGUGGUGUGGUCACCCGCGAAGUGGUCCUGAACGUGACCUACGACCAGAAUAACAUGGUCAUCAUCAUUCUGGUGGCGGUUUUUGUCACCUUCGGAGCUCUGAGCGGAGCCGCUUACCUCUAUAACCGCCAGCGGAAGAUCCAGAAAUAUAGGCUACAGAAGGCCCAGGAGGCUGCUGCUAUGAAGCUGAACACACCAGCCACGCCUCCCUGAACCUGGGCCACGACCCGGCCUCCCCCUCAGCACCCCGCACGGUGGCAGCCGUGCCCCGUUGAACAACAGUGGUCACAAGCCAUGCAGCUCCACCCCCCUUCCCAGGAUGCCUGAGGACAGGCUAGAGGCCUCAGGGCACAGACAGCAUUUGGGGUCCUGGCACCUGCGCGGUUAGGAUCCCCAAGCCUCACACCUGACCUGGAGCCACAGGACUGAGCCACAAAGAGGGGGCAGGACUUGGGGCAUGACUGUGAGGGAUGUCAAAGCCUGCCCUGUCUUGGGGGGGGGUGUGGCGGGACACUCAACAUGGGACGACACCCAGCUGGGAAACAGUGAAACCCACCCCUACUGCGUGUGCUGAGGCCCUACAGCCCUAAGAGAGAAGUAACCUGCACAGACAAGCAGCAUGGAAACACAUGCCCCCAUACUCCCCUCUGACAGAUGCCAGGUCCAGCCCUGCUGUCCACGGACUGUCCCCAA
Messenger RNA from Odobenus rosmarus divergens (Pacific walrus), 2136 nucleotides. RefSeq names its product intercellular adhesion molecule 1 (gene ICAM1). Lineage: Eukaryota; Metazoa; Chordata; Mammalia; Carnivora; Odobenidae. The record is from RefSeq and is a predicted model, not a curated record. Gene Ontology annotation, cellular component: membrane. Gene Ontology annotation, molecular function: integrin binding. Gene Ontology annotation, biological process: cell-cell adhesion. The transcript has 7 exons. The coding region runs from base 55 to 1656 and encodes 533 amino acids.